UUUCUUCACUAGUUCUAGAAAUAGGAGCUGAUGUAUAUUCAGUUCAGUGAGUCUUCAGUCAAGUAUAAUGUUCCUAUUAACAUCUACUUUGCUGUUAAUUUCCACAGGUGUGUGUGAAUCUCACUACCAGCAAACGUUGACUUGCCCAUACAGUUCUAAGGAUAAAAGCCUUUACAGGGUGUGGUGCAAGAGAGACCCCAAAGACCACGACUGCUGCACCGGCUUCGCCUUCACCGCCAAGGAAAGAAACUUGGAAGAUGGGAAUAUCCGUGUGCAGGACGACGGCAACGCCUUCAGCAUCUCCGUGGCGAAAUUGUCAGAUGGUGACGGGGUGUAUUGGUGUGGACUCAAGAACGGUACCAACAUUGUUAAGCUGGCUGAGGGCCAACUCUACACCACCCCGCCAGCUUUUGCCUGGUACGUCCUUCGCUGGGUGAUCUUCUUCCUGCUGUUUGCGGCAGUGGUGGGGACUUCGGUGUAUUCCAACAGGAAAGACAGACAGGGAGAGAUUGACAAAGUAUAUGCAAGUGUGGUCAUGGAAGGCUGACUGAAGACUGUUCAAUAUAUGCAGGCACAACUGACAAUGAAGCACAAAUCAGCUCAGGAUUUUCUACAGAAUCAUUUAAAAAAAAAAAAAAAAAAACUUUUAAAGUCUAGUACUAAACUUCAUCUGUCUGGAAAAAAUGCGCCAAUAAGUGACUACAAAAAUUAUUGUAUUUUUUAGGUAAAUAUAAAGGAAUAAAUAUUUGCUCAUACAUUUGUCAGUGAGAUGAAAUUGUUUACACCACCUAGUGGAGAAAAUAUUGUAUUGUAUAAAAAUUUUGGUACAACCUUACACCAUCUGGUGGAGAAAGUAUUUUCUAGAAAGAGUAUGACUAGAUCUAGUAAGAUGGUCUAAUCAUAUCGCUUUUGUUAUUUUAUGUUUAGACUUUGAUCAGCAAAUCUUUGUUCAGUACCUUGUGUAACUGUACUUACCACAAGCAAUACUGGAUAAUAAAGAAAAACACAGACGAUCUGGAGGAAAA
Electrophorus electricus (electric eel) is the source of this 1025-nucleotide messenger RNA. RefSeq lists its product as uncharacterized. NCBI's taxonomy places the organism in Eukaryota, Metazoa, Chordata, Actinopteri, Gymnotiformes, Gymnotidae. The record is from RefSeq and is a predicted model, not a curated record.